Diorhabda carinulata is the source of this 8256-nucleotide messenger RNA. RefSeq lists its product as uncharacterized. Gene Ontology annotation, biological process: proteolysis. The record is from RefSeq and is a predicted model, not a curated record. Bases 170 to 6001 code for a protein of 1943 amino acids. The transcript is spliced from 23 exons. Gene Ontology annotation, cellular component: plasma membrane. Lineage: Eukaryota; Metazoa; Arthropoda; Insecta; Coleoptera; Chrysomelidae. Gene Ontology annotation, molecular function: serine-type endopeptidase activity; protein binding.
AAGACUGUCAUGGCGUCUUGUAUGACUUCCCAUUUCGCUAAACAGCUGUGUUUGUUUCUGACAGUCAAUUGUGUGUUUUAAUAAAUAAUGAAUUCCUCGUAUUAUAAAUAUUGUAUAGUGCCCCAAUGUGAAAAUACAACGAUAAAAAUCCCAGACAAAUUAUUCAUAUAUGUUCCAAACAAUAAAGAAAUACGAAAAAAAAAAUUCCACAAAUUAUUUCCGUGAAGAUCAUUUUGAUGUUAUGGACGCCGACAGCAGUUAUGGCGGUAGCGAUACUGCACAAGAUUCGCAUUCCUCGUUAGAUAAUUCGCAUAGUUCCCAUAACAUUAGCAAACACGACAAUAACGAAGAUACGGUGACUACGGCAGUACACGUCAUGCCCAAUACUACAGAUGAAACUCAAACGCCUGUGAACCAUUACUAUCAUAAAAACGAAAUCACGCUCCCUGUCAAUUUAGACGAUACGGAUUUCCAAAAAAAUAACGAUUCAAAAUUACAUUAUUUGGCCACAGCCAAUUUGAACAUCAACGAAUCUUUAGAGCAUCAUAACAAUUUAGACGAAAUGAGUAAAAAUUACAAAAGUCAACAUAACUUGCAAGAAAGUUUUUCAAAAAAAACCAAGCAUUCUCCACCACCGACUGGUAUUGAUAAUCCUGCGUUCGUUGAGGACGUCAAAAGUACUUUCAACAAUGACAUGCCUUACAGUAACGGAUUGACACCGGAUCCUUCGAAAAAGAAUAAUCACGAACCUGUAACGGAAGCCGUUAAUUUAGAAUUAAUAAAUAUGAAGCCCGGAGGAGCAAUUCACAACGGUCUCAAAGGGUAUGAAAGUUCCGGUAUGACUACUAUUCCUUUAAAAAAAGAAGAAGAGGAUAUGCGGAGUCCAUAUGACGAAUAUUUUGUACCGGUAAAUGAACAUAGGAAGUAUAUGAGAGGAGAAAAACUAUAUGUUACAAAAGAUAAUAGAAUAGAAAAAAGUAAAGGUAAAUGCAUUUGCUGGACUAUUUGCAUCGCCCUUGCAACUAUUGCAGUGGUAGUUGGUAUAUUAGCAGCAGCUGGAUUAUUAGGAUCCCAACCGCCAAUGCCACAAGCGAUAGAAGCAAGUGGAAGAAGCUUGGACAAUGAUACACCAAUUAGAAAAGGGGGUAUAAGUUUACCAACUAUUGGUCACAAAUAUCCGCUUACCCCAGAACCUCCAAUAAGUACGGUUAGCUCAAUAAUUCCUUCGACAGAUGAAUCUCAAAUUCACGUUCCUAGACUCAUAGAAUCUGAAUUAAAAAUUGAUAACCUAGAAUUUAACACUGCAUUAUUAGAUAAGGAUAGUUUGGAAUACAAAGCACUUUCCGAAGAAAUAGAAAACCAGAUAAAAGAAGUUCUUUUAUUAAAUAAGGAACUCAGAAAUGGAACUAUGGACUUUGAUAUUAAGGUUAUGGAAAUACUACCCGGCAGUGUAGUGACAAAAUAUCGUGUAACAUGGAAACCUAAAGAUGAAUAUAAGUCGCUGGAAGAUAACAAUAUGGAUCCAAUUAAUGAAGUGUCUCUGAAUAAAAUACUCAUAGACUACCUAAAAAGACAUAGAGACUUAAUGGGUGAAUUUCACAUACAAGAGAAUUCCAUUAGAUCCCAAAGAGUUCUAGAUCUUUGCAAAAUACAAAAUAAUGGCUGUGAACAUUUCUGUGUUUUCGAUUAUACUAAAUUAAAUUUCGCGUGUCUUUGCCCCGAAGGUCAACGUUUGAGCUCCAAUCAAAAACUCUGUAAAAUCGACAUUAUGUCUAAAACAGUACCAGAUUACAUAAUGUCAAAAUCAAAGGCGGAAUCCACUACUAUAAGAGAACUUAUCGGAAAGUCUGAACCAGGCCCUGAAGUAGUACCGGAAUCUGAAACUACUUCAAAAGUAAAAACUGAUGCCGUAACCACAUCACCAGAACCAAAGGUAGGGCGUACAUCAAUAUCCGAAUACGUUACAGACGAAAUAUCGGGCUUCGAUGUAAAAACAUCCUCAACUAAUCAACCCAGUACGAAGGAUUACUCUAUGGACUUCAAUUUGGCUACUCAAGAUGUUGGUACUUCAAUGGGAGAUUAUAGAGAACCAACAACCGUAAAAUUGCCCUCUUCAAUAUUUUCAGCUAUCCCUGUAGAGUUUCCAACAGAAAAAUAUGUUGAUGAGAUUGAAGUUUCAUCAGAUGAAAAUAAGGAUCGACACACGUUCUACUUCGAUCCAAUAUUAUCCGGUCCACCAAUAGAAAAGACUACGGAAACACCCUCCGUACAUGUUACUGAAAACGAUAUUACCUACAUACCAAACUUAACAGUUCAUCCUGUUGAAAAUUGGAAUAAAACUGAAACUGAACACAAAAUGGAAACCAUUAGUACUGAGAAGCCAACAACAGGAUUUGUAGCAGAUGCAGAAUUCAGUUUCGGUAAUGUAUAUACACCACCAGCUGAAGUACAUUUUGAUGUAACUACGAAAAAGAGCAGCAUGUACAUGAUACAAGUAUUGAAACCCCUAAUACACAAAGAAAAAUUCAGGGAACCCAAAAUACAAGAGCUACACAUGUCAUCUACAAACUCAUCCCAGAUGGAAAACAAUAACACGACGAAUCAAUAUAUCGACGACGCUAUGGAUAAUUCCGAACAGAAUCAUGACGAAUACAUGUCGCCUUUUUUACCAGAAUUUGAUAACGAUACUUUCGUGAACUCCCUACAUUCCGAAGAACACUUUGCAGAACAUGAGAAUCAUGAUAACGUUUCGACUAUCAAGUCUCCGUCGGAGGAAACUUCUACAAACAGAUUUGCUAUAGGAGCAGAGGAAAAUAAUUCGGUUGCUGCAGAAUCAAAAAGCAAUAACGAAGAUAAUUUUACUGAUUUAUCACACUUAAUUGUAGAAGUAACUACUAAGCCUCCAUCUUUAGAAUUAGAUCAAAUUAACACUACGAAUCCUUUUGAUAAUGAUACAUCGGAUGCUACGAAUUUACAAAGGAACGAACAGUUUAUUACUAAAGAUUUGGAAAUAGAACCCAUAAAACCCGAGGUUAUGAUAAUAAUUUCCGAUAAAAAUGAUAUGACAACUGAAAUUGCUACUACUACUGAGAACCCAAACGUAUUUGAUACUACUACUGCCGAAGCUAUCGCUACUACACUCCAUAACAUUAAUGUCGACGAAGAAAAUGUUACUACUGAUAACUCUAACAUCGAAAAUAUAAAUAUAAUAAAAGAGAAUUUUAAUAAUGACGAAAGUGCUAAUAGUAUGCAUUACUAUACAUCGACAAUCAAAACAGAAGUAGAUGAAAGCAACAUUAAUAUAAUGGAACACACCUCAACUACGGAAAUGUAUGAAAGCGUUACAGAAAAUUUCAUAACGACCGAAAAUAUUCAAGAUAAAUCAAAAAAUAUUAUAGUAAAUGAAGACAUUAAUAAUAUCACCACUACUGAUAACGUUGAAAUCAAUACAACAGAACUAACGACAUAUAAUAUGACAAAAGAUAUAGAAUCAACCGACAUCGAUACAAAUAUUUUAACCUCAACAGAAAAUUCAUCUAUAAAUAACACAAAUAAUGAAAAUAUGCUAGAUGGUCUUACCGAAACUACUACAAGUAUAAAUGAAUAUACGACAGAUAUCUCAAUAACUGUAUCAGAUUUGAAAGAACAUACCACAUACGAAACAACCAUGCCGUCAUCACAUAAUAACGAUAUUGACGAAACGACAAUGGCUUUGGAUAAAAUUGAAUCUGAAACAAUAGCGGCAACAUCGUUACCAGAAAAUUCUACAAACAUAAAGAAUUUUAACGAUAUAUCGUCGAGUACUGAAGAUCUCAUCGCUUUAGAGACUACAACCAACACUGAGGGAAGCACUAUUCCCAUAAUAUUGGCGAAUCAAUAUGAAGUAAAUAUUGGAUCGAACGAUGUUACCACUGAAGUUUCGGAAACCACAACACCCGUUUCAAAUAAUAUCGAAGCAAAUGAUGAAAAUAAAGAAGAUAAUGAAAUUUCCACUCAAACUAUUCAAAUAACAACGGCGAACUUUAAUAAGGAAUAUCAAGUUAAAGAAAAUGUUCCCGAUAUUACUACAACUGAAAAAUUAUUUGUAACUCACAAAACCACCACCGAAAUAUUGAAGGUGGAAGAAGAUUCGACUGAAAAUUUAAGCAUAAUACCGUUAGGCGAGGAUCAAACAGAAGCAAAUAUAGCAAAGAAAGAAACUGACAAGAACAUAGAGUUGACACAGAAUGAAAUAAUCAUGUUGACAAAAAACGAAGAGAAGCCUAUCACAGAAAAUUUUCUAUUGCCGAAAGCUUCGCGAUGUUCUCCGGAUCAAUUCCAAUGUUUUAACGGAACAUCCGUGAAAGGUGGAAACUUUUGCGUAUCAAUAGUUGAUAGAUGUGAUUCUGUAUUGGAUUGUACAGACGGUUCGGAUGAACUUAAUUGUAUAGAGGAAGGAUGUCCAAAUAAUUUCCAGUGUGCAAGUAAAGAGUGCCUAAAAAGACAUCUUGUUUGUGAUGGUAUCUUCAAUUGCCAUGACGGAAGCGAUGAAAGUAAUUGUGAUUCCUGGAGUUGUAAUCCAAACGAAAUAUCUUGUGGUAUAUCAAAUCGUUGUAUACCUGUAUCGUGGAAAUGUGAUGGUAGGAAAAAUUGUCCUGAUGGAUCGGACGAAGAAGGAUGUACACAUACUGGAUCUUGUCCGGCUCAAUCUUUCAGGUGUACAGAAGAAAGCAGUUGCAUGCCGAAUUCCUGGAAAUGCGAUGGUGAAGUUGAUUGUUUAGGAGGAGAAGACGAAUCGUCAUGUCUUUGUACUGAAGAGGAGUUCAAAUGUAGUACAGGUGGGGGAUGUAUAGCCAAUUCGGAUCGUUGUGAUGGUAUUGCCCAAUGCUUGGACAAAUCUGAUGAAUGGGAUUGUCUGAAACUCGACAAAUUGUUUCUCAAUUUAACUGAUAUCAAUGAUAAAGAAAUUUUGCAGCUCCAGGUCAAAAAUAACACCUGGUUUCCUAUAUGUAUGGACUGGACUUUAUGGAAUACUACGUUUGCUGAUUUGGUAUGUCAAAAAUUGGGUUAUUCGGCAUCGUCUGCAUUGGAAUCAGUUCCAAAUAACAAAAAUUCAACGUCGCAAAUUAGUUAUGUUUUAUCUAUGAACGAUCGACGGGCGGCUUUAAAUUUCGUGGAAAAUAAUGAUCGAGAUUGUGAUCAGUACGUUUCAAUUAGUUGUCAGGAGUACGUUUGCGGUAAUCCAGCCGGUGUAGAUCCGCUUUCAACUCGGAUGGUAGCGGGAGAUAAAGCAGAACCGGCUCGAUGGUCUAGUUUGGCAUUAGUCUUUAAUAAAAAACACAACACAUACUGUACUUCAACCCUUGUUACACCAAUUUGGGCGGUAACUAGUUAUUCUUGCAUAGCAGGACGUACUUCGCAACCUAUUAAUGAAGAAGAUUGGUUUCUAUAUGCCGGAGGUACGAACAAAGGCGAUGUCUCAAGUCAAGUUAGAAAAUUGAGCGAAAUCGUCAUUCAUCCACAAACAAAAUUUUCCAACUUUGGAUUCAAGAACGACGUAGUACUGCUUAAGAUGAAAAAACCUGUGAACAUAGAUGUGAACGUGAGUGCGGUAUGUUUGCCGAAUAAUGGAAUAGAACCUCAUCAAUUGUGCGUAGUCGCCGGAUGGGGCGUUGACAAACCAGGAGAACCCGUCAUGCAACAGUACAUACACUAUUUGCCGGUACCUCUAAUAGAUACCGACGACUGUAAUUCGACAAAACAUUAUAAUGGAAAAAUAACGCCAGAUAAAAUUUGUGCGGGAUAUACGGAUUCCGAUACAACGCAAUGUUUAAGUGAUGAAGGAGCCCCUUUGAUGUGUUUCUCUGACAAAACGAAAACCUGGGAGCUCCAAGGACUUCUAAGUCAUCCCAGCAAUUGCGGUAGUUCUAAUAAACAUCCUGCCAUAUAUACAGCGAUUGACACCACUUUAAGGACAUGGAUGAGCCAUAUUAUUGGUAGACAAGCUCUUGCGACUUCGUAAAUAAGAAAUGAAAAUGUCGAAUGAACGCUUCGUGUAGAGAUGUAAAUAUUUUUAGAAAAAUAGUAUGUUUUUUACUGCAAAUUUUAUUUAUUAUUACAAUCACUAAAUUUUCCUAUUUCACUUGUGAAGUUACAUAAAAGAAAUAUACUAAGAGAUGAUUUUUCCCGUUAUAUAUUGCAAGGAAAUGUAAAUAUCUUUUACAAUAUUAUUUAAACAUUUUCGGAACAUGAAAAUAUUAUGUCGAAUGAUUGAGACUCGAAUAUACAAAAUUAUUAAGUUUAAUGUGAUCUAAAAAUGUUUUGUAAAUAAUAAAAAUUUAUUAUUAUCUUCAUAGCCCUCGGCUUCUGCUCCUUUGUUAUUUUCUGUAAGACUUCUAUGUGAAAUCAUCAAUAUCAAUUUUAUAUCAAUGUUCGAGUGAAAAUUUGUUCUGGAUAUUUAUUCUAAUAAUAAUUUUUUACUCUCCAUCACGCAAUUUUUUCAUUAUUUACAAUAAAAAUUUAUAAUUGAAAAGUACUUUCCAAUUUUUCUGAUAAAUAUUAUAUUUCCAGUUUCUCUGUUAAAAAUAUUCUAGAGAAACUAAUAAUUAAUCGUUUCUCAAAUGAUAAAUUACGUUAUUUUCUCGAAGAUUGUUUUGUGUUUCAAAUGUAUAAGUGCAAUAUUUACAUAUUCGGUAAGAAAUUUUAAUAUAGAUAUAUUUUUCCGUAAUUAUUGAUACAUUUUAUUACCAAUGUUAUAUAAUACGAAAAAAAAAACAAUAACAAAAAAUAAACACAUUUUUUACUUGAUUGGGGAUCAAAACUAUACAAUUCCAUUUAUAAGAGAUUUUAAAACUGGGAUAAGUUGAACUGUCAAAAAUCGAUAGAGAAUGUGCUGAUUGCAAAUUGCCAUUUGUUAAAAACGUUGAAUACGUUUUUUAAAAAAAAAGUGCUGCUCAAACUUAUUUUUGAUCGAUUUCAUUAUUAUGUUAUAAAAAUUGAUUGUAGGUUGGAAACUAGUCAAAAAUUGUGAGAGAUAAACACGAGGUGUGUAAGAUGGUAAAAUCUAAAACUAAAUUUAUUUAUACAGGGUAAUUGGGAAAUGUAAACAUUGGAUCAUUUAGACGAAUCUGGUUUGAUCCAACAUUGCUAUACAGAACCAAUUCAGUGAUAGAUUAUUAACGUAACUCCGUUUCACGAAUAAUACAAAUGUAAUUUUAUAGUUACCAUUGGUAUGUUUAAGUUAAUAAAAUAACUUGUCGAUCAUUAUUCAAUUGUGUUGCGCAGUGUUAAUUUUAUGUCUCAAACACAAUUAAUUCUCAGUUUAUCUAUAAUGUUUGAACUCUAAUAAAUUUUUAAUACACGCAUACAUACAUUUUUCUACAUUGUAAAUCAUCGAUCAAUAAGUUUUCGUUUUAGAAUGCCACAGCGAUAUGGUGGGUGCAAAGUAAUUCUAAUUAACUAAAUUUUUAUUGACUUGUGACAUGGUACAUUGUUUUUCGAGUAAAACAAGUUUUUUCAACUGUAAUUGGAAAUGUUUCAAUUUUACCUGUUGCUUGAAAAAUGGAUACUUCAAUAUAAAAACGUGAUUUGUACGAUAACUACUCGCCGUCAGGUCGAGAACUUAUUCAUCGAUGAUAUAUUAUUCCAUUUAUUGUCUUUCUGUUUUUCUAUACACACUUACCAUGUGAAAAUUUAGAGACUUAAUUUACUAUUGAUUAAAAUAUAAAUAAUAUUGCUUAUUAGUAUGAGUAAAUGUAAAUAAAAUGUAUAAUAUUGAGGUUUGCCACAAAAAUGAUGUUAUUUUUCAAUGAGCCAAUAGAUCCAUUAGGUCGCAGUAUAUACGAUACGACUAAAUAAGGUUGAUAAGAAAGAUACUUAUUACAAUAUUGGUUGUUUUUUGUCUCAUUUUUUAAAUGGUUUGUUCGAAAAAUAUAUUUUUGAAUUCUAGUUUGAAAUAUAUAAAAUUUUUUAAAAGAAACGUCCACGAAACAAUAUAUUUUUAAUAUAAAUAUUAAAUUUAACAAAUAUAAUGCCGUCCAAUUAAUAAUGUGAUAUAUUAUGAGAGUAACAUAGUAAAAUGUCGAACUAAAUAGGACGUUUAAACUAGUCUUUAUUUACAAUGUAUAAGCUAACAGUAUUCUGUUUUAUUUUCUUAAUCCGUGGCAGUUAGAAUACAUAUAUGUAGAAAGUUUUUGUUAGUGAUAAAUUGACAAAAUUAUUUGUAUGUGUGCCUUUGUAAACUAUAUAUUUACCCAAAUAAAGUUUCUAUUAAAUUUA